Falco peregrinus (peregrine falcon) is the source of this 6707-nucleotide messenger RNA. RefSeq names its product major facilitator superfamily domain containing 11 (gene MFSD11). Bases 476 to 1825 code for a protein of 449 amino acids. The record is from RefSeq and is a predicted model, not a curated record. Lineage: Eukaryota; Metazoa; Chordata; Aves; Falconiformes; Falconidae. The transcript has 16 exons.
CUUGGGAGGGCGCGCAGAAAACCGUCCUCUCAAUUAAUAACGCAGCCGCCGUUAGCGGUGACCGUUGAGGAGGCUCCGCCGUGACCCGGAAGGACUCGGCGGAGGCGGGGAAAUUUUGAACAAUGUGUGCCGAAAACGUUACUUCAAUACAAGCUGCUGCUCUUGCCAAAAGAAUUGGUCCAGCACAUCAGCCCAGUUUGCCAUGCAGCGAGAUGAAUGCUUGUGCUGGCACCACAGGAAGAAGGUGAUUUAAAGGCUGUGGACCAGAAUUCUGAUUUAGAACAAUGGCAGGAAACUGAGCCGACGAACUAGCUUGAUAUUUGGAAAACUGCUUCGUUUGUGAAAGUGAUGUCAUGAAGUAACCUACUGCAGUCUGCUCUGUUAACUUCAUGGGAAAAGAGGUUAAGAGGAACUUUUUAGAAGAAAAUAAGAAUUUUUCCAAACUGAAGCUGAGGACUUGGCAAAAACCCAUAAAAUGUCUCCUGAAUCAAAAAAACUUUCCAACAUAAUUAUUUUGGGAGUCUCAUUUAUGUUUAUAUUCACUGCUUUCCAAACAUGUGGAAAUAUUGCGCAAACUGUUAUCACAAAUUUAAACAACACAGAUUUUCAUGGCAGUGGCUACACAAGCAUGUCUAUUAUUUAUGGAGUAUUCUCUGCAUCAAAUCUUGUAUCACCUUCAGUGGUUGCGAUAGUAGAACCUCAGCUCUCCAUGGUUGUUAGUGGCAUAUUUUAUAGCCUGUACAUUGCAGUUUUUAUCCAACCUACUACAUGGGCUUUCUACACUGCUUCUGUGUUUAUUGGCAUUGCAGCUGCUGUACUCUGGACAGCACAGGGAAAUUGCUUGACUGUAAAUUCUGAUGAAAACACCAUUGGAAGGAACAGUGGAGUAUUUUGGGCACUUUUACAGUCUAGCUUGUUUUUUGGAAACCUCUAUAUAUACUUUGCUUGGCAAGGAAAAACUUACAUAUCAGAGAGUGAUCGCAGAACUGUCUUCAUUGCUCUGACUGUUAUCAGUCUUGUGGGCACAGUUCUGUUCUUUCUGAUUAGGAAACAAGAAGACACAAAAGCCCCAGGGGAGGAAAAUUCUACUAAUGAAAUCCUGGGGGACAGCUUGUCUGCACAAAACAAAGUGACGAGAGCAGUGGCUGCCUUCAAGAAAUCUAUAAAGCUGAGCUUCACCAAAGAGAUCAUGCUUCUCAGUGUUACAACAGCCUACACAGGUUUGGAAUUAACAUUCUUUUCUGGAGUAUAUGGAACAUGUAUUGGUGCUGUGAAUAGGUUUGGCAGUGAAGAGAAAAGCCUUAUUGGUCUCUCUGGUAUUUUUAUUGGUGUUGGAGAAAUUUUGGGUGGAGGAAUCUUUGGUUUACUGAGCAAGAAUAAUCGCUUCGGCAGGAACCCUGUUGUGAUGCUAGGGAUUGUUGUUCAUUUCAUAGCCUUUUAUUUAAUUUUUUUCAACAUGCCAAAUGAUGCCCCUAUUGCUCCUAUGGAAGGAACAAAUGAUGUUGCUUAUAUGAUUCCAAGCAAAGAGGUGGCCAUAUUCUGCAGCUUUCUGUUGGGCCUGGGGGACAGCUGCUUUAACACCCAGCUCCUCAGCAUUUUAGGAUUCCUGUAUUCAGAAGACAGUGCUCCUGCCUUUGCCAUCUUUAAGUUUGUUCAGUCUAUCUGUGCUGCAGUUGCAUAUUUCUACAGCAACUACUUCCUUCUGCAGUGGCAACUCCUGAUCAUGGUGAUUGUGGGCUUCUUUGGAACAAUGACCUUCUUUACAGUGGAGUGGAAAGCAGCAGCAGCUCUUGUUGCCCGUGGCUCAGACUACAGCAGCAUUUGAUCUGGAUACCAUGCCUAGUCCAACGUAAGGAAAAACACAGGCACAUUUAUAGUGAAGUGAUGUGAGAAGGUGAAAAGAUCAGGUUGCUGUGGAGGUUAAGAUGGAGGAAGCUACUACUAAAUCACCAUCAGUCUAAUUGAAUGUGAAACAUGGGAGAAAAAAAAUGCCAAAUUUGAAAGGCUUUUUUUCAUGCUUUAAUCAACUGAGUGUGCUGUGCGUGUUCUUAAAAAUCCAGUAUUAGAAAUGGAAGGAAAUGUAGAGAUCUGUAUGAACAAGUCUGUUCUGAGAUGUACCUUUCAGAAUGUAAUUGCCUAAUUUCACUCUACCAUGCACUACAGAAUUACAGUUUUGCUUUUUCCCUUUUCUAUUACAUUAUUUUUCUUCUGUUCUAGUUCUACAGACAGUUGAAUUCUAGUCUUGAAUGAGUGAUAUUUUUAUAAGGUACAUUAUAUUGCAGAAUGUGCCUGCACAACUGAAAUCAAUUUGUUAUUGACUUGUUCAUCAGUUAGAUACGCAGAAGUAUUUCUGUGGGAAGUGUUGCCUUCUUAUUCUGUAUCACCCAGAUCCUUGCUUCCAAGUCAUUUGUUUAUUAAUCUAUUUCAUGUGCUUAAAUUUUAUCGGAUCUAUGGGUGGGUUUGUUUGUUUGUUUUUAAGAAAGUGGAUCAGAUUGUAGUGUGACACGAAAGAUUUUUACAAGUUACCCUUAGCCAUCUUCAGGAUGUGAUCCUGAAAUCUGUGAAGUAUUGUUAAUGGAAAACAGUCUCUUGGUUCAGCAUCUCAGAAUCCAACUGUGUUGGGAUAGCUGCUGAAACUUUCUCAGGGUAACGCUAUGUGAAGGACCAUAAAACAUGACUUCCCUCCCAGACUCCCAAAUAGUUCUUUUGAGUUUGAUGACAUUUUCAUCAUAUUCUGUGAUGGAAGCAUUGUCUAAGACAUCUAAGUACAAAUAGACUCAGAAUGUGAACUCUAAGAAUAAUCCUGCGGUGUUUCUUCUACUGCAUAGUGUAAAAAUACCUGAAAUGCUUGACUUAAGCUGUUCCUUCAGUAUGUUUUGGGAAAACUGUACUGUAAUCUUAUUCUGCCAAAUAUAAACCUGAGGUUACUAGCAUAGUAACUAUGUUUUAAUGCAAAAACUGUUAUAGAUGAUAGAAUACAGGCAGUGAGUGCAACUCACCUUGAUUUUAUCUGUCUACAUGACUCCGUAGUACUUGCAGUUGUAUUUCUGUCUAGCAGGCAAACAAGAUGCAACCGAGAGUAGGUAUAGAACGCUGAGAAGGUGUUUCUAGACACUCCGUGUAGCUAUUUUUAGUAAAGUACCAUUCACCAACCUUUCUUUACGCACAGUCAGAAUGUUAAUGUCUAUCUUUAAAGACAAUUAAAAAAAAGUCACCUCAGUAUGUGUUAGUAGCUCCUGCACAUUGUAACUACACAGGUGUACCCAAGGUUAAACUUGGUGAAGGGACUAGGGUAUCUUCUGUGACAGAUGCUGUCACUUUGGCUCUCAAAGGACAUGUAACACAACUCCCACGAAGCACAGCCCUCUUCAUGCACAGGGAAACAGCAGAGAGGGAUUAUUUUAAAGGCAUAUAGAAAGAGAUUUUGAAAUUCACUGCAGGUUUUUGCUGUGAGAUCAGUGAAGUGUUAAUGGGAGGAUGAGAGGGCACCUGAACAUUUGGCAAGCAAAGAAAUCCAUGAGGACAGACAGGAGAGAAAGCCUUUAUGUAUUCCCAGGAGAUUUAAUGAAUGAUGUAAAAGAGAAUCAGAUAUAACACACACUUGAGUGAGGGGCUACUGAAGCCAUUCCAAUUUGUCAGACAAACUGAAAAAGCAUUCAGUAUUCAAUCAAUAUGUAUGAUUAAUGUGACUAGCAGCUCUAAUGCCUCUCUCUUAUGCACUCCUGUUAUCUUGUAAGUUGAAGCAUACUAUUUUUAUAUACUGAGCACCAUAAAAAGUAUAAACGAUAGGAUGCUGUUAGUGAUUAGAAUUCUUUUGUUGCUACACAUUUGUAUUUUCUACCAAGUACCAAAAGGGAUAAAAAGCUUUUUUUAAGAUGGGGAAUUACUGACUUUUGUCUCUGAACUUUUCCUGGAACCUGUUUUCCCCUACAUAUCAACGAGAGAAGGAAGACUUGAAAGUUCACAAGGAAUAAUUUUUGUCUUACAGUCCCUCCCCUUAUGGGGCAAAAAAAAAAUUAUUCUCAGGUCUUGUGGUGAUGAGUAAGUUAUAAAUGCUUUUAAAGUAAUGCCAUUUAAUUGUAGCUAGAUUACGGCUCUCAAGAGGUUACUUCUUAAAUUGACCCCUUUUUACUGAUGAACUUCUGUGAUGUUCAUCUGCCAUACAAGAGUUAUAUGAACUAUUUUAUUAGAAAUUAAAGAAAAUUGCUAAGUUUAUGUAGUUUCAAAAGCAUUUUGAGACUGACUUUCAGGGAUACUAAUGAACUAGGACUUGAGGAUUUUCAGUACCUCUGUGAAUCUUGAUGCUUUUUUUUUUUCUCCUUUUUUCUCUGUUCUGCUUGGUCUGACUCAGUAUCAGAUAAUGUUAGAAGGCUGUUCAGAGCUAUUUAUGGGGUCAUUAAAGUGAAGUAUUACUGCUCUGUGACAAGUUUUACAAGAACUCAUGAAAUUCUCAAAACUGCAUCAUGAAUAGCCAUUUUUUUAACUAUUAACUAUGUAAUUAUUGAUUUUGAUACUUGAUCUGAAGAGGCAGUUCUCAGUUAGUCAAGCUGAUCAUGAUGUGAUUGGUUUUCACCUGUUUAUUUGUCUUUGAUUUGUCAGGAGGUGGAAAAAUCUACCCAGCUACAGACAAUUGUUAGUUUGGUCAAUUUUUUUUGUACAGCAAUAUUAAGAAUAGUAAUGCUGACAUCCAUUUAUGAUUCCAUCUCUUGAUCUUUUUAUCAGCAUUUACCAGCCUCCCAUUCAUUUUGCCUCCUUGGCCUUUGAACAAUUUUGUGUUAAUCUGAAUUGGGAGAUUGCUGUUAAAUUAAGUGGGAUUUGAGAAAAAGCUUUUGCUGUAUUUGUGGUACUGUGGCUUUAUUUUAUAUCAGGGGUUUUAUCUUUGUAAGUGAAAUUACACAUUAAGUUGCUUGAGUUUAUUGAAAAGAAGUCUUUCUUUCAUUUGUGGGUGUUUUUUUUUAAUCCUUUCAAGGUGUCUCUUACCCUAAAGUUUAAUAUCUUGACAUAUCACAUCCCCAUCUGGUUUUCAAACAAAUGCUAAAGAGAAAGUAAAACCUGAUAUUCGUGACAUUUGAGUGCCAAAGAAACUGCUACAAAUUAGUAUUUAAUGCAUAUCAUAUAAGCAUAUCUAUAUUUUUGUCUUGCCAUUUGGUUUGCCUUUUGAUAUAUGAAUGUAUGGAAAAAGAAAACUUCUGCAACUGUUGACCUUGUUCAUAAUUAAGUCAUGUGAUUUUACUUCUGUUGUGUUAAUUUCAUUAGGUGCAAUCUGUGUUAGAGAUAAGGAAAAUAACCAUUUAUAAAAUGUUCUUUAUAAAUAAUUCUAAUCUAUAAAUUGCUGGAAAUACAGUUAGACUCAUAAAGGACACCAAAAAGUAAAAAAACCCACCCCAAAACAACAUGAAACUAAACCAAAACCCACUAGGAAACCUCAUAACAUUUUCCAAGGUCUCUCCUGUGGUAUAGUUACUAAAAACAAGUAGUGUUCUACUGGUAUAGUUCUGUCAAUUUUUGUGACCACUUUAUACUGGAAAGAAAUUAUUUUUCUAUAACGUUAUACCGGCAAAUCCCAGCAGGAAGUUAAGUGUGGAAAACCAUAAAUUCAGGACUGUGUGUCAGUGAACCAGACAAAGUUCCACUUGACUUUAAUUGAAUUCCACAAGUUUACUUCGGCUGGGGGAUGUGAUUCCCUGGACACCAGCCUUAGUGCCAGUGAUUAACACUACGGAGGUGGCCUAGCAGCGUGCCUCUGAAGAGUAGGCGUGUAUGCAGAGAACCCCAAGGAUUCUUUUAAGGCACUGAUUAAUUCUUUGCUGUCAGUAUAAUUAGGAGCCACUAUGUUCAACAUCGUGCUACUAGACACAGUACUCAACUUUAACUGGAAUUGUGCAAGUAUGUUAGUUAGGACAGGGCUUUACAAUCACAAUCAUUCAUUUUUCUAGUGAAAUGCGUUUUCAAAACCUUUAUCCAUAUCACUGUUUUCCUUGCAAGUUUUGUAGCCCCACUUAUGCUGAUUGAAUAGCAGCAGUAGUUAAUACCGUAUUUUCCUUGUUCCCUGCUGGGUCUUCUAACAUGCUGGCAGAAAUAUUAAUAAAUGGGGGAAUUUAGAUAGAGAUGAAGUUAAGAAGUUAGCUGCUUAGCAAGAUACUUGCCAUGCUGAUACAACCACACUGGUUCAGAAGCAAGGUUGAUUGAGACUGUUGUAGUUUUCAUGGGUAAAUUCAAAACUAUGCUUUGAUAAGCUUAAUUUUAGAGGUUGUGCUAGUACCACAGAGAAGUAAUGUGAGAGUGGAGGAAACAUCCUUAGAGUGCAAGAGUGAUCAAAGCUGGAACUGAGAAGAAUUCUCAGUGGGCACAUGAAGGGGGUGCUUUGUUCAGUGGAGUUUGGGCAUUUAGCUGCUGCUGGCAUUGGCUCUAUUAGUUUCAUACUUUCUCUCUUAUCUUAGUUAUUUCAGCUGUUGACGUGUCCUUCUCCAAGCUGGCGCCUCUCUUUUGUUUACAUUUUGACACUGUGCAGAAGUUUGAAUGAUUGAAACCUUUUUACCUUAAUAAAAGGUGUCUUUGGGUUAGAACUGGUGAUAAUUGGGAACAGGCUCACACAGUGAUUUAUCCUAAUGAAAAUGCUGAUUUCGAGUGUACUUACCCUUCGUGUAUUUCUUUUCAUGGACACAGCCACGUAAAUAAAAGUGAAUUACAGACAAUGAUUUUGUUAA